Molecule: messenger RNA, 1707 nt
Organism: Darwinula stevensoni
Lineage: Eukaryota; Metazoa; Arthropoda; Ostracoda; Podocopida; Darwinulidae
Source: the annotation of a GenBank genome assembly
AUGAGAUUUUCGUCCGGAGACCUUUCGGGGGAUCCGGACGAAAUCGAUGCCCAAACGGAUGCCAGUAAAGGCGCCGGAUAUGGCUACAAUCAGACCUGGAGCCCAGCCGUGGGCCAAGUUCAAGGACAAGUUCAAGGUCAAGUUCAAGGUCAAGGUCAGGGUCAGGGUCCGGGCCCCGUCCCACCAGGGCAUCAGGGUCCAACUCCCAAUGACCUUUCCUUCGGAUUUCGCCCUGGCUCUUCCAAGACAACUUCCGCUCCUACUUCUCCCACCAGGUCCAGCCCCCAGAGUUUCCUGCAGAAAGUGAGCAGCAUGACGACCGCGGCCAUCACCCGGGCCGACUCCCUCGCCCGGGGCCCCUCUUACAACAAGGAUCGAUGUCGGACGCUCCUCGUCGUCGACGAUCACAACACGGAAUGGUCGAAGUAUUUCCGAGGUGCCAAGCUGCCGGGGGACUACGACGUCCGGGUGGAGCAAGCGGAGUUCAAGGAGCUGUCGAUCACGGCCAGCAGCGAGGGGGGCGCUCUCGUCUCCAUGGCCGUCUGGCGGGGGGGCACCAAGGUCGUCAGAUCCUUCAAGCCCGACUUCGUUCUGCUGAGGCAGAACCUCCGCGACGCAGACGCCGAUCACCGGAGCAUCCUCCUGGGCCUGAAAUACGGGGAAGUCGGGAGCGUGAACAGCCUCGACUCCAUGUUCGCGUUCGCGGACAAGCCGUGGGUGUAUGCGCAUCUGCUGGCUCUUCGCCGACGGCUGAGCCGGGAUGCCUUCCCUCUCAUCGAUCAGACGUAUUUCCCCAAUCAUCGCGAGAUGGUGACGACGCAGAAAUUCCCCGUGGUGCUGAAAAUCGGCCAUGCGCACGGCGGCCUCGGCAAGGUGAAGGUGGACAACCAGAGCGACUUCCAGGACAUGGCCAGCGUGGUGGCCGUGUCCGGAACGUAUUGCACGGUCGAGGCUUACAUCGACGCGAAGUACGACGUCCACGUCCAGAAGAUCGGAAACUUCUACAAGGCUUUCAUAAGGAAAUCGAUCUCGGGGAGCUGGAAGACGAACCUGGGCAGCAGCUUGCUGGAGCAAGUCCCGGUCAAAGAGCAUUGGAAGAGCUGGGUCAACGCCGUGUCGUCGCUCUUUGGGGGGCUGGACAUCUGUGCCAUCGAGGCCAUCGUCUCCAAGGACGAGAAAGAGACCAUCAUAGAGGUGAACGAUUGCGCUUUGACGCUGUUGGGUGAUACACAGGAAGAGGAUAGGAGGCACAUCGCCGAGCUCGUGCUCUUCCGGAUGCAGGGCGCCGCCAAAGGACAGGGUAUCGACAGGAGGAGCUCCAUCGAGACGGCCAUUAGAUUCAUGAGAAAACUGCUUCGGCAGAACGAGAUGUUCCAUCAAUAUGUGCUCUGUACCUGGACGUACGGAUGCCACGCAGCACAGAGAGAGAUGACCGGUCUUCGUGUUGCAGGAUCUCAUACGAGCAGCGUGAGCACAGGAAGCAAGGAGACGGCAGCGGGACCGCGGGUCCCGCCUCGGCCUCCCGCGGACCGAGACCAAGCGGACCGCGUGCCCCCGGAGCUCCCCCCGCGGCAGUCGUCAGUGACAUCCGCCGAGGGCCCGCGGGGAUUCUUCACCCGGCAGACCUCUCAACAGGCCACGGCAGACGAGGACGACACGAUGAGGAACCUGCGCAAGACGUUUGCUGGGAUCUUCGGCGACAUGUAG